Messenger RNA from Pyricularia grisea, 1278 nucleotides. RefSeq lists its product as uncharacterized. NCBI's taxonomy places the organism in Eukaryota, Fungi, Ascomycota, Sordariomycetes, Magnaporthales, Pyriculariaceae. Gene Ontology annotation, molecular function: ABC-type transporter activity; ATP binding; ATP hydrolysis activity. Gene Ontology annotation, cellular component: membrane. The record is from RefSeq and is a predicted model, not a curated record. Gene Ontology annotation, biological process: transmembrane transport. The coding region runs from base 1 to 1278 and encodes 425 amino acids. The transcript has 2 exons.
AUGGUUUUGCAUAAUAUUCACGCCAAGAUCCCAAUCCGGCACUUACCCUGGUGGUUGGACCGUUGGCUCAGGCAAAUCUUCGUUUUGCAAAACACUGCUUGGAGAGGUUCCUUCCAUCAAGGUCAAGUCACGCUGCGCACAGGCGCCUCGCGCAUCGGUUUCUGCGGCCAGACUGCGUUUGUGUUGAACGGGACUAUCAAGGAAAAUAUCAUUGGCUUCUCUCCCCUCCACCAGGAUAAAUACGCCGAGGCCGUGGAUGCCACUGCUUUUUCCUUUGAUCUGGAUAACCUACCCGAAAGCCAUGAGACAAACGUGGGUUCCGAUGGCAUCUCUCUAUCCGGUGGCCGAAAGCAGCGAAUCGCCUUAGCUCGGGCCCUGUAUCUACAAACUCACUUUCUCAUCCUCGACCAUGUCUUCAGUGGUUUGGACGCAGGCACCGAAGAGCAAGUCUUUCACAAUGUUUUCGGACCGGCAGGAUUAUUGAAACGCCGCCAAACCAUCGUCUUACUUUGCACCCAUAAUGUUCGUCAUUUGCAAGCAGCAGACUACAUUAUCGCCCUCGAGAACGGUCAUCUUAGUGAGCAGGGAACAUUUGAUCAACUCUUGGCUGGCGAAGGUUACGUGCGUCGCCUGGAGUUGAAGGGUUCGGGCUCAAGCUCACCCACAGACUCGGAGAAAUCGGGUAAUGAGAGAAGCGGACAGGAAGUCUUGACCCCGGCCAAGAGGAUCAAAGCAACCAAACUAGCCAUCGACUCCAACAAUGGUGCGUCGCGUCAAGUUGGCGAUAGCACCGUUUACAAAGAAUAUGUGAAGAGUAUGGGAUGGGCGUUGGCAGCAUCUGCCAUCUUCUCUUCCCUGCUCUGGGGCUUCUUCUUGAACUUUUCAUCUAUCUCACUAAGAUUUGACGGGACUAAUAGCACGACAGGGCUCACCUACUGGGUAAACGACAUACAGCUGCGAAAUCCAACGCACUCUUCGGUGUACUGGGCCGGGAUUUAUGGCUUGUUUCAAGUGUGUGCCUUGAUAGCACUUUUCCUACUUGGCGCCUCCAUUUGGGUUAUCUCCAUCAAACCCUCCGGUCCGAACCUUCACGAGGGUAUUUUAAAGACUCUCUUCCAAGCACCGCUCCGCUUCUUUACCGAAAUCGACACAGGGGUCACCACAAACCUGUUCUCGCAGGAUUUGAAUCUUAUCGACACGGCGUUACCGGACUCUAAUGUUAGCACACUUUUCUCGAUAAGCCAAUGUCUCGAAGCCACCAUUCAGGUUAAGACCUGA